Messenger RNA from Drosophila erecta, 8734 nucleotides. It is a transcript of the gene trio, whose product is annotated as triple functional domain protein. Gene Ontology annotation, molecular function: protein binding; guanyl-nucleotide exchange factor activity. The coding region runs from base 1117 to 7908 and encodes 2263 amino acids. Lineage: Eukaryota; Metazoa; Arthropoda; Insecta; Diptera; Drosophilidae. Gene Ontology annotation, biological process: axon guidance; intracellular signal transduction. Gene Ontology annotation, cellular component: cytoplasm. The record is from RefSeq and is a predicted model, not a curated record. The transcript is spliced from 16 exons.
AGUAUCGAUUGCUGUGAGUUAUCGAGGCACGCAGUCGGUGUGCUCGAUUAAAAAAGGCUGGGAAUGCAGUUUAAAAGCCGUUUCGGCCUCUGGUCACACCUGGCAUUUCGCAAAAUCCAAUUUGUUUAAACAAAACAGAGAGCGCCCGUUCGGAAAAUCGCGGUUACUUGAAAAAUGCAAAACACAGCUUAGCGCGCGGAAAAUCGCGAACUGCGUGCAACGGUAAUUUGGUCGCUUUUCCCAGGGGAAAGCGAGUGGCAAACAAAAGCAGCGCGAGUGAAAAAAAUCAAUUUGGUGGCACAAGCAGUGGCAAGAAGCAGAGCCAAGACGCAAGAGAACUGCUUGCGGAUGAUGUGAUGAUACAGAUAUACAUAGCAUGUACAUAUAUACAGGCUAUAUAUACAUCUGGAGUUUGUGUUCAAAUUAAGGCAAUUAAAACAUAGCGGAUUUUCGCCCGUUCGCUGCUGCGAAUGUUUGAGUCUCUGUUUUCCAAAUAAUGUUUAUACUUGUGUGCCUGCGCAAGUUUUAUUUGAUGUUUUUAUGCUGCGUGUGAUUUAUGACAUUUAACGGGAGUACAUAUGUGUACAUGUGUGUACAUACCACAUAUGCACCCCCGUGCGCGUGUGUGUGUGUGUGCCUGUCUGUUUGUAUCUCCCUCUCACUCCCACUCGCACGACAAUGCGAGGGUGACUGAAGAAAAAAACUCCACUCCUUCCAUCUAAAAAUAGGAGAACUACACAAAUUGUGUGCAAAUUAUGUGCAGCAUAUAGAAAACCAAGCGAAAUACCCAUUGCUAAUCCGCAUCUCUGCCUUCCCACUCAUUUUCCACCCACACACACGGGCAAACACACGAAAAACCGCAACAAACACAACAGCAAAAGAGUGACCAUGAAAAUGCCAGCGAGAAAUUCGCGAAAAUCAAUGAGCAAAAGCAGCGGCUCAUAGUAAUAACUAAUACCAGAGCUGAACCAAGUGAAAUUCGAGGCUGGAAUUCGUUAUGCUGCAGUGCCCAUCGUCGGAUUAAAAAGCGGGCGGAGACCCCAGGUUGAACCCCCCGCCCCCAGUGAUUAACCCCCGGCCGCACUAACACCCUCCCCCCACCCCCCCUCUGUCGCCAUGGAUGGCCAGCGGGCCAGGGACCUCCUGACCCUCCUCCAGGAACGGGUCGUCUUCCUCACGGGCGGACGGGACCGGCGCGGCGGACCGCUCCUCUGCUUCCCGGCCACGCCCCGUCGCGACCGCCUCAAGCCGGAGGAUCUGCGGCGACUCCUCAGCUACCUGAUCAGCAUUCCCAGCGACGCCGCCAAGAACCUCGGAUUCACAGUCAUCAUUGACAUGCGAGGCAAUGGCAACUGCUCGACCAACGUGAAGACGAUACUGAAGGUGCUGCAGGAGCACUUCAGCGCGAAUAUCCACAACGUGGUGAUCAUCAAGCCGGACAACUUCUGGCAGAAGCAGCGAGCCUCGAUCUCCUCGCACAAGUACAAGUUCGAGACGACGACGGUGUCGAUUGAAUCCCUCAACAAAAUCGCCGAGAGCCACCAGCUGACCGGUGACUUUGAGGGCCAGCAGCUGUACGAUCAUCAGCAGUGGACGGACGCCCGGCUGGCCAUCGAGGACUUCUUCUGGCAGGCCGGGGACAUGGCCGAUCGGAUCGACGAUCUGCAGGAGGACCUCAACCGCAACGACUUUGCCGAGGACGUGCCGCUGGCCAGGCACGCCAUCGAUCACCACAACGAGAUGCGCAAGAAGAUCACCAAGCUGCCCAUCGAGGACCUCGACAUGCAGGGCAAGAAGCUGCUGGCCAAGAUCAACGCGAUGGCCCCGCCAGGCGGUCAGGCCCCCGCAAAUUCUGGAGGAUCGGAUAUGGACUCGGGCCCCUCCUCCGCCGGACAGCAGUCCCAGCCGUCGCAGCAAACCCGUUCGGUGGGCGGCAAUCCGGACAUGUCCGCCGCCGUGAACAAAGCCCUGCGGCAGAUCGAACUCAUCCACACCGGGCAGGAGAAAUUGCUGAUGCUGUGGCAGCACAAGAAGGUGAAGCUGGACCAGUGCUUCCAGUGGCGCCUGUUCGAACAGGACUGCGAGAAGAUGUUCGACUGGAUCUUGCACAACCGCGAUGUGUUCCAGAUGAGCUACGUGGAGAUUGGGCACAAUUACUCGGUGGCCAAGUCUCUGCAGGAUGAGCACCAGAAGUUCGCCGUUGCAUCCAUGAAUGUGUCCGUGAAUAUCGAUAGGAUUUUGGCCGUGGCAGCUCGGCUGAUCGAAAGUCAGCAUUAUGCGGCGCAGCACAUUAAAACGCUGGCUCAACGCUUGGAUCGAACUUGGAAGGACUUUGCCGCGGGCUUGGAUGAGAGAACAGCUGUCCUGCAGCUGAGUGUCCUAUUCCACCACAAGGCAGAACAGUACUGCAACAGCGUGGCCAGCUGGGCAGCCGCAUGUCAGGCCUCGCAGCCUCUACCCUCGGAUAUCCAGAGCUUGGAAACGGCCAUCCGAACGCAUCAAUCCCUGUAUGAGGCUAUGUGCCAAGCGUACACCGAGGUUCACUCCACGAGCAAGAAGCUUCUCUAUCAGCUGGACCACUUGGUGCAGGUCUGCAAUCAACCUCCGCCGCCUGGUGUCCCCGAUCACCGAAAGAACAGCAACGGCGGCAGUUUUAACAAGUACGAGAGACAGAAUCCUGCAGCGGAUUACAGCGAAGGCGCCAGUCAUGUAUUGGCUGUGAUUCAUCAGAUCCUGAGUCACCACCGCACCCUAGAGGCCAAAUGGCAUCAGGAAAGGCUACGAUUGCAUCAGACCCUGGCUCUUAGACUCUUCCAAGAAGAUGUGAAGCAGGUCUUGGACUGGCUGAAAAAUCAUGGCGAAGUUUUCCUUAGGAAAAAUACGGGUAUAGGCAGAAACUUCCACAAGGCCCGCGUUUAUCAGACCUCGCACGAUAACUUUGAGAACGUUGCACAGAACACUUAUAGUAACGCCCAAAAACUCCUGGCAGCUGCGGACGAAUUGGCUAGAAGUGGCGAAGCCGAUCCCAAUGAGAUAUACUCUGUGGCCAGGGAAUUGGAACUUCAAGUGGGCAGCUUUGCGGAGCGAGUGGAGCAAAGGAGACGCCGCUUGGAUAUGGCUGUAAUAUUCUACACCCAUGAAAAGGACGUGACCGCCUGGAUAGACAAACUUCGAACCGAUGUGAGCACGGAUGAAACGCGUCUUUCGCAGGAGAACCUCGAGGGCAUUGAACGCAUAUUGCAGCAAUACCAGAGGGAUCAGCAGGAGAGCUCCGUCAAUGUCUGCCUUACAACCAUCUCUCAGGGUGAAGCUCUGCUGCAGGAAAUGCGAUCCCUGGAGUAUGCCGACAAUACGGGUUCCAUUGCCGCUCUCGAGGCUACCCUGGAGAAGUUGAACAAACAGAAAGUGGAGUUGGAGGAGCUCUGGUCCGCCCGCAAGUUUCGCGCCGAUCUCAUACUGCGUUUGCGCUACUUUGAGCGUGAUGCCAGAUUGCUGUCCGUGCAAAUGGAGAUAUGGUCUGAAGAGCUCCAGCACGCUGACCUCUCCAGGGACUACCAAAAGGCCGAACAACUUAUUCGCAUGCACAACGAAUCGGUGACGGAAAUACAGAACGCCACCUACGAGGUCGUGCAGCAGGGUCAGGACCUGCUGCAGCUCUUUGAGAACGCUGGCUUCAUCUCCAUGGCGGAUGCCACGCACACGGCUCAGGCUAGGAUUGAAUAUCUGCUGGACUUCUUGCGGGAACGGGAGAUCGAUCUGGAGGAGAUGUCCGAGGCUAAGCGGGCCAAGCUUGAGCAAGCGGUGCAGCUAUGUCAAUUCCAGAACGAUGCCAACCAGGUUAUAUCGUGGAUCCGCAAUGGAGAAGCCAUGCUGGUGGCUAGCUUCGUUACGCCCAACAGUUUGCAGGAGGCCGAGCAGCUACGCAAGGGUCAUGAGCAGUUCCAGAUCGCCAUCGAGAAGACGCACACAUCGGCGGUGCAGGUUAAGUACCGAGCAGACGCCCUCAUCAAUGCCAACCAUUACGACCCGCUAUCCAUCGAUGAAAUCAGCGACGAUGUGACGAAGAAGUGGCAGCAGCUGGUGACCUACGCGGAGGAGCGGCACAAACUGGUGACCGCCUCGAUAAACUUCUACAAGACAGCCGAGCAGGUGUGCUCGGUGCUGGACAGUUUAGAGCGGGAGUACAAACGCGAGGACGACUGGUGUGACGGUGGUGGAGGCAGCGACAAAGCUCAAGCCAUUGUCCAGUUGAUCUCCAAACAUCAGGAGCAGAAGGAGGCUUUCCUGAAGGCCUGUACCUUGGCGCGUCGCACGGCGGAGACUUUUCUAAAGUACGCUAACCGAUCGCAGCAGUGCUAUCAGUAUAAAGGAAACUGCGAAGGCCAUGUGAAGAGCAAACUGGAUAAGCUAUUGACUCAGGAAAAUCAAGUUCUGGAUUACUGGACGCUGCGCAAGAAAUCCCUGGAUCAGUGUCAGCAGUUCGUUCUCUUUGAAAGAAGUGCCAAACAGGCGAUCGAAUGGAUUCACAACACCGGAGAAGCGUAUCUCUCCUCUAGAUCCAAUCUGGUGGGCAUAAGCAAGGAGGAAACAGAAGGCUUGCUUAAAGAGCAUAAUGAAUUCCGAAGCACUGCUAAGGAGACUCGCGAAAGGGUCAAACUUCUGAUCCAACUAGCUGAUAGUUUGGUGGAGAAGGGUCAUGCCCAUGCCAGCGAUAUCAAGCAAUGGGUGGCGUCCGUGGAUCAGCGGUACAAGGACUUCAGCAACCGCAUGGACAGCUACUGCGAGCAGUUGGAGAAGUCUUUGGGCAUGUCCCAGCAGCAGUUGCUUCUGGGCUCCGAUGGAAAUAGUUCGAUCAGUUCCUCCUCUGGAGAUCGUCAUUCGGAUCCCACGCUGGAAGCCAAGCUGAACAGCAGCAAUAAGGAGAACAAGGAGAUAAACGAGGAGAAGCGCAAGUCAGCGAGGAGGAAAGAGUUCAUCAUGGCUGAACUCAUGCAAACGGAGAGGGCGUAUGUUAAUGAUCUGGCCACUUGCAUCAAGUGUUUCCUUGAGGAAUUCCGAGUGGGAAAAAAUGUACCUCCUGCCCUCAUUGGUCAGGAAGAUGUGAUAUUCGGCAACAUCAGGGAAAUACACCACUUCCAUCAGAAGAUUUUCCUGCGAGAGCUGGAGAAAUACGAAACAAGGCCUGAGGAUGUGGGCCAUUGCUUUGUGACCUGGGCCUCCAAGUUCGAUAUGUAUGUGCAUUACUGCAAGAACAAGCCCACAUCGAAUAAUUUGCUGGUCCAGCACGGCGGCAGUUUCUUUGAAGAACUACAGCGGCGCCUGGAGGUGGAUCAUCCCCUGCCCGCCUAUCUCAUUAAACCCGUGCAGCGGAUCACCAAAUACCAGCUGUUACUUAAGGAUCUCCUUUCCUGCUGCGAGGAGAGCCACGGCGAAAUCAAAGAAGGCCUCGAGGUGAUGCUCAAUGUCCCCAAGAAGGCCAACGAUGCCAUGCAUCUUUCGCUGCUGGAAAACUGUGAUGUCUCCGUAGACAAACUGGGCGAAGUUGUGCUGCAGGAUGCCUUCCAAGCCUGGGACACCAAGCAAAUCAUCCGUAAGGGCAGAGAGCGCCGAGUCUUCUUAUUUGAGUUGUACCUCCUGUUUGCCAAGGAGGUAAAGGAGUCCAACGUGGUCAAGUAUCAGUUCAAAAGCAAACUCAUGACCACCGACAUGGGCAUCACGGAGCACAUCGAAGGCGAUGAGACCAAGUUUGCCGUGUGGACGGGUCGUUCACCCAUGCUCUCGGAUUGCAGGAUCGUGCUGAAGGCAACGAGCUUGGAGACCAAGCAGAUCUGGGUUAAGAAGCUGCGCGAAGUCAUGCAGGAGACUUGCUUCUCGGGCACCUCGUUAACUUUGCCCAAGUCUCCAGCUAAACACUCGGGCUCCUCGCAGAGAUCCUCGCGGGACUUGGAUGAACAGCUCACGGAAAACGAUCAUGAUCGCUGUUCGCUGGCUAGCUUCGGAUCGGGUAAUACCACAGAUAGUGAUAAUAAGCUGGGCAACCAGGAGGCCACCUGGGUGGUGGCGGACUACAUCGCCACCUCGGGCAGCAAUGAGCUGAGCGUCACCAAGGGGCAGCAGGUGGAGAUUGUGGAGCCGCCCACCGCCGGAGAGCCGGACUUCUGCCUGGUGCGCCUGAAUCCGCAGCACGACGAUGCCGCCGUGCAGGAAGGACUCGUUCCAGUCUCAGUGCUCAAACCGCCGCCGGGCUCACACAAGCACGGUUCCGGAACCGCAGCGAAUGCAGCCGCAGCAGCGGGCUCCCAGAAAUCCGACAUGCAGGAUCAGAGCAAUCGCAGCAAGGCGGAUGCCCUCUCAUCGUCCACUAAGCGUCGCGGUUUCAGCGGGCGCAACUGGCUGCCGCUGAUGAAUCGCAAGGGAACGGACAAGCCGCCCAGUAGCAAACCGCUGGUGAAGAAGCCCUCGGAGAAAAACCUGAGAACACCCCAGAAGCACGCCGAGGAGCUGGCCGAGCAGCAGAGCCAGCAGCCAGGUGCCAGUCCCGCCAGCGUGCUGCCAUCGUCGCAGUUCCCCGGCUCCAGCCAGCAUCCAGGAGCAGCCGGAGCCGGAGAUUUCGAGCCGGACGAGGAGGUCGGCCUCGAGCUGCCGCCGCCCAUGAAACCCAUCCAGGAGCCGCACCUGAUUGCCAACGGACCGCCCGCCUUUGCCAAGGACGCCAAGGAGAGCUCGGGCAACAUGGCCAGUCCCGGCAAAAUGGACGGCAAUCCACUUUCGGAAAUAGAAGAAAUUGUCAAGACGACAACGGAGCAGCACGAGUCCAACAGUCGCGUGGAUGGCGGCGGAGGAGUGGAAAAUGUCAGCACAAACGGCCACGGUCGAUCCCACGACAACAAUGAUGAGAGCCACUCCGCCGUGUCCGACAAGGCUGCGGCCCUCAAAAAGCGGCAAUGCGUCUUCGCGGAGCUGAUGUCCACGGAGGAGGCAUAUGUACAGGAUCUGCAUGAGAUCGUCAAUGGUUACAUGACGGAGAUUAACAACACGAACAGUGAUAUACCCAUGCCCGAGGACCUGAAGGGCGGCAAAAUGAAGUUGGUCUUCAACAAUAUUAAAGACAUCUACGAGUGGCACAGGGACUUCUUCCUGAGAGCCCUGCGCAACUGCCAGAAGUCGCCGGCGGACCUGGGUCCGCUCAUCAAGCGCUCGGCCACCAAGUUCGCUCUGUACUACACCUACUGCAGUAACAAACCGCUGUCUGAAUACAUAGUCAGCGCCCACUAUCAGUAUUUCGAUUGCAUACGUCAGAAGCUGGGACAUCGCCUGGAUCUGAGCAACCUUAUCAUCAAGCCGGUGCAGCGAAUCACUAAGUACGAGCUGCUCAUCAAGGAGAUCAUCAAGGCCACCGAGGGAGCCGGCCUGUACAAGGAGGUGCCCAUGCUGCAGGAGGCCUACCAGCAGAUGAAGGUGGUCGUCAAGACGGUCAACGACAUGAUGGUGGUGCUGCGCAGCCUGCAGGACUUCGAUGGCGAGAUAACCGCCCAAGGCAGCCUGCUGAUGCAGGGACCCAUGAACUGCGUGGUGGAUGCGGCGCAGAAGCACCGCGAGCUGCAGGUGUUCCUCUUCCAGCAGAUCAUCAUCUUUGCGGAUAUCGAGAAGACCAAGAACCAGUACGCCAGUCCCAUAUUCAAAUACAGAUCGCACAUACAGCUGAAUCACAUGCAAAUGAAGGAACUGGGCGACUGCCGCUUCCAAAUCAGGUCGACGGACCCCAAGAUCCCCGAGAUGACGAUCAUCUGCCAGGCGGCGUCGCAGGAGAACUACGCGGGUUGGCGCGAUAUGCUGAACAAGAUACUGCAGCAGCAGAACGACCUGAUCUUCAUGCUCUCCAAUCCCCUGUCAACCAAAAACAAAUGAACGCCGUUGGCGUCAGAAUUCCAAAUGAUAAGGCAGGAAAGCUUAAAUGCUUGAAAGCAAGCAAGAACCACAAACGAAAGUAUGAGAAAAUGAUAUUGAAAUGUGUUUUGGGCAAAGGUGCCCCGCCACCCAGUGAGCAUUAGCCUCGCACUUGUUUUCCGUCUGUGCGGAUAGUUUGUUUACGGAUAGUUUUGCUCACUCACACCCAGAACACCCAAACACUCGCAUACUCAAUCCUAAUUUGUAUGUAACUUGUAAUUGUAAUUUAUUUAUUCGUCAUCAACUGCGUUUCCGUUCAGUCCACCUUUAGAUUAUAGUUUGAGUCGACUUCUGUUCAUUUAGCUGUUGCUUUCGAUUCCGGAUUUGUGUGUAUGAAACGCAAAGUAUUAUAUGCUCAAGAUUACCUUUGACAUUGUGUGCAUUUUUAACUUAAUUAGACUCCUUUGCUCUUAGUUUUACUUUUCCGAGUCUGAUUUACUACGAUCCGCAGCCGAGAACUACUCAGAAUCAAAAGCAAUUUACAUUUCGUUUUCGUUUCGUAUUUUUAUUCGCAUUAAACGCAGAGUAAGAGUAUAACUAUUCUAGCCUUAGUUCGGUACAUAGUUUUAGUUAAGCUGCUAAACGUUAUUCAUAGUUUAAACUUUAGUAACUUGAUUUGCUUUGCGUAACUAGAGCAGAGAUUCGUGUAAUGGCACUCGUUCGAGUGCAGCAACUUCGUGAAAUAAUUUAAGCAAAACUUUAGUUUUUUAAUGCAAUGCAAAGCGUAUUUGUACUUUAUGAUUUACAAAUAAAAUAUGUAAGCUUUAAACGUAAUCAAAACCAGAAA